Kluyveromyces lactis is the source of this 1752-nucleotide messenger RNA. It is a transcript of the gene STL1, whose product is annotated as glucose-inactivated glycerol proton symporter STL1. Gene Ontology annotation, biological process: transmembrane transport; carbohydrate transport. Gene Ontology annotation, molecular function: carbohydrate:proton symporter activity. NCBI's taxonomy places the organism in Eukaryota, Fungi, Ascomycota, Saccharomycetes, Saccharomycetales, Saccharomycetaceae. Gene Ontology annotation, cellular component: membrane. The transcript has a single exon. Bases 1 to 1752 code for a protein of 583 amino acids. The record is from RefSeq and is a predicted model, not a curated record.
AUGCUUGCCAAAAUUGUUGAUAAGUUCACAAAAAGAACCGAUACUGCCGGUUUGGUCGGUAGAUCAUUGCGUUUAGCAGUGACAAUUACAGCCGUUACUGGUUUUUCCUUAUUUGGUUAUGAUCAAGGUUUGAUGUCCGGUAUCAUCACCGGUGUAAGAUUUAACGAUGAGUUCCCAGGUACUAAGGAAACUUCUGACGACGAUAGACACGCUACAGUGGUUCAAGGUGCCGUUACAUCCUGUUAUGAAUUGGGUUGUUUCUUUGGUUCUUUGUUCGUUAUGAUGAGAGGUGAAAAAAUUGGUAGAAAACCAUUGAUCAUCUUCGGUGCUCUUUUGACCAUCGUUGGUGCUGUCAUAUCUACAGCUGCCUUUGGUGACCACUGGGGUCUUGGUCAAUUCGUUAUCGGUAGGGUUAUCACCGGUCUAGGUACCGGUAUGAACACUUCUACCAUUCCAGUCUGGCAAUCAGAAAUGUCGAAGCCUGAAAACAGAGGUCUCUUGGUCAAUUUGGAAGGUUCCGUCAUUGCUGUCGGUACCAUGAUUGCUUACUGGAUUGAUUUCGGUCUAUCUUACGUUGACACUUCUGUUCAAUGGAGAUUCCCUGUCGCUAUGCAAAUUUUCUUCGCUAUUCUAUUGAUGAUUGGUAUUGUUCAAUUACCUGAUUCUCCUCGUUGGUUAGUCGCUCAAGGGCGUCGCGAAGAAGCUAUGUACGUCUUGGGUAAAUUGGAUGACUUGGAUCCUAAUGAUGACCAAAUUGUUGCCGAAGUCAGUACUAUUCAAGACGCUGUUAACCGUUUCAAGCACCAAAAGAGAUCUAUGAAGGAAUUACUACACGGUGGUAAGGGUCAAAACCUCCAACGUGCUUUAGUAGCUGCUUCAACUCAAUUCUUCCAACAAUUUACUGGUUGUAAUGCCGCUAUCUACUAUUCCACCGUGUUGUUCAAAAAGACUAUCAAAUUAGAAGACAGAUUAUCCUUGGUUUUGGGUGGUGUUUUCGCCACAAUUUAUGCUCUAUCUACCAUCCCAUCUUUCUUCUUGAUUGAAACCUUGGGUAGAAGAAAAUUGUUUAUGUUGGGUGCUUUCGGUCAAGGUUGUUCUUUCUUGAUUACAUUUGCCUGUUUGGUUCAUGACACUACACAAAAUGCUAAGGGUGCAGCCGUUGGUUUGUUCUUGUUUAUCGUCUUCUUCGGUAUGUCCAUUCUAUCUCUACCAUGGAUUUACCCACCAGAAAUUGCUUCUAUGAGAGUUCGUUCCAUGACUAAUGCCUUUUCCACAUGUACCAACUGGUUGUGUAACUUUGCCGUUGUCAUGUUUACCCCAAUUUUCAUUCAAGACGCUGGCUGGGGUUGCUACUUAUUCUUCGCGUGUAUUAACUUCCUCUAUUUGCCAGUCAUCUUCUUCUUCUACCCAGAAACUGCAGGUAGAACUUUGGAAGAAAUCGAUAUCAUCUUCGCCAAGUCUUACACUGAUAAGACUGCUGCAUGGAGAGUCGCUGCCAACUUGCCAAAACUAUCUCUUGCUGAAAUCGAAGAUCACGGUAACGCGUUGGGUCUAUACGAUGACGAUCUAGAAAAGGAAGAUGAAUUAGAAGAAGACGUUGACAGCAAGGAACAAUCUCAUCCAGGUUUCUCUUUGUUCCAAAGAAAAAAGUCUUCUAAGAACGUUACUGAAAAUAAUGCUGAAAAGUCCGAUGCAACUGCUAACGAUAACACUCAAACCCCAUCCAGUAACGAAUCUAACGAACAAAACUAA